This is a messenger RNA of Miniopterus natalensis, 941 nucleotides long. The record is from RefSeq and is a predicted model, not a curated record. Lineage: Eukaryota; Metazoa; Chordata; Mammalia; Chiroptera; Miniopteridae.
GCGAGGUGUGACCGAGGGACAUUCACGGAGUUCCCCAACGGCCUGCUGUCCUGCCGGCCCUGUUAUCCCUGCUCCAAGGGGAAGGUAACGGUGAUGAACUGCACUUCCACCAACGACAGCAUAUGCCAGUGCCAACCAGGCUUUUUCUUCCACCACCUUGGCUCCGAUGAUGCCUGCAGGCCAUGCAGCAGGUGCCCCAAAGGGGAAGUCGCCCUGCAUGGAUGCAAUUCCACGGCAGACACGGUGUGUGACAAGCACGUCCCAGUUUCAGAGCGCAUACACUGGUACCAUUUGCUUGCGGCCAUUCUUCCCACCAUGCUUCUGGCGGCCAUCCCCUAUCGCUACAUCAUGAAACAAGGAUGCAGGGGAGUCCCGGCUGCCUGCUGUUGUCUCCAUAUCGGACGCAGUGAAGGUCACGGUGAGGGAAGAAAAAGAAUGGUGCUUGAGAGCCCCAGGCCCUUCGAGUCACUGCAUGAGAAUGGAGAUACCGACUCUACAGUCCUCUCGACAGGAGUCGUCAGCCCCGAGAGGCUGUCUGAGGGCAGCCUGGACAUGGGGCCAGAGGCCCCGAUCCUUCCCAGGACCCUGGAGCACUGGGCGGGUGUGGAUGGCCCGCAGGCUGCGGCAGGUGAAGGAGUCUGGGCCCCACACUGGUCACCCCCGCCUGACCCUUCCUCAUCCCAUUGGGUCUGAAACAGCCUGCAGGCCAGGAGUCCAGGGUCAAGGUGUCACAGAGCUGCACUCGCUCCUGAGACUUCAGGGCUGAUCCUGGUUGCCGGCAGUCAUGGGCUUCUAGACGGGUCACACCUCUCCUUGCCUCUGUGGUCACAAGGCGGCUCCUCUGAGUGUCUCUUCUCUGCCAGUGUCUUGGCUGGUCCGCUGCAAUAUCAGUGUUGGGUUGUUUGAACAAAAUAAAGUCUCCCCCCUCACCAGACCCCUAA